Closterium sp. Yama58-4 is the source of this 705-nucleotide messenger RNA. The record is from the annotation of a GenBank genome assembly. NCBI's taxonomy places the organism in Eukaryota, Viridiplantae, Streptophyta, Zygnematophyceae, Desmidiales, Closteriaceae.
AUGGCACGCAUCGCCCCGGUGAGCUACGUAUGCUCUUGGGUGCAGUGUGCACCCAUUCUUUGUUCUCUCCCUGCAUGUGGCGAGGUGUUUCGGCAGAGCUUCGCUUCAGGGGAGCCAGAGCAGAUCGACCGGGCUUUGCAGACGGCGCUAGAGGGUCUCCCACCUGACCUCAUCUCUCUCCUCCCCUCUUGGCCCUCUUGCGCUUCUGCCUCUCCCGAUUCCCUUUUUGCAGGAGCGAGCCGCCUUCUGGAGGCGCACGCUUUGGAGGCCGUGCGUGCCCGUCACACCUCUCCCUUGCACCUUGCCCGUUUGACUUCCCUUCAGGGCGGAGGUGCAGGAGCGUGGUUGCAGUCGGUGCCGUAUGCCGAUCCACUGCGCCUCUCAGAGGCGCUGUGGCAGGUGGCUUCAUCAUCUCGUCUUGGUCUCCCUAUCCCCCAGUUAGCCCUUACAGGUCAGUGCUCCUGUGGACAGGCGAUCGACGACAUGACGGUGCCUCAUCACGCGGUCCGGUGCCCACGUUUCGGCGUCGCCACGACCAUCCACGACACGGUGAAGUUCAUGCUCCGAGACUUCGCGGUCGAGGCGGGUUUCGCGGUGAAGGUGGAGGACUCUACGCUGUUCACACAGUUAGAGGAGGCUCGAGCGAGGCUGCAGGGACUGCCGGUGGUGGGAGAGGGGACACGGGCUGGGGGACUGCGGGAGUAG